UGACCCGUACCCAAUAACAGCGUGGAGUUAGAAGUGUAAUGGCAGCUAAAGCUUAUGUCGUGGCUAUGACCGUCUCUGAGCUCAAGGAGGAGCUCAAGCAGAGAGGCCUGAGCACCAAGGGGACCAAGAAGGAUCUGAGAGAUCGCCUGGAGCAGGCUCUGUACGAUGAAGAGCUGGACGACCCUGAAUCAGAAGCUGAGUCUGAUAGUGGCCCCGGUGUGUAUAGCAUGGGAAUGGCUGCCGGAGGCUUCAACUUUGAGGUACCUCCCGAGAGCUUCAUUGCCGAGGAGGACAUACUUGCUGAAUACGAUGAAUCAGAGUCAAUGAUUGUAUCAGUUCAGCUCAGUAAUCGAGAUCGACUAGAGGUGCAUCCGUGUGGCAAUGCGUCUAGUCGAAUGGCCGUAGGUGUGGGAGAUCGUACGAUUGGCGAUGGGAGUUUGAGUCCAAUGAUAGUAGCCAUUGAGCUGGGGAACAACUCGGCAGAGGAGGCGUUGGGAGGUGUGGCUGAUCGUCAGUUAGACAGAGCUCUUGAUCCUGUGAGAGUGUUGGAGGAUGUCGUUGCCGAGAAGGGAGGACAGACGGCAGGGGUCAAUGGCACUGUCCCAACGUCCAAUCAGAUUGAUGCAACACAGUCGAAUGUUAAACCAACAUCUCAGGGUGGUCCUGCGGAGUCAGCAGCUAAACAAUCAGCUGUCAUCACUCAACCAGAGCCCUCGAUGGAAGUCAACCCUGUCCAACAAGGUGCUGAGGAGGUGCCUGCUACAGAGGAGCCUCUAACACGUGUUGAGCAGCCGACAGACGAACCAAAUGGUGUUAUAGACACUUCCUCAUCGCCUGAUGAUGGUGUUGCAAAAGAAGAUCCAUUGUCACCAGUGACCACUGCGCCACCGUCUGAUGAUCCCGCUAUCCCUAUAGAUUAUGUGAUGACAGAGAGGACUGUUGAACAGCCACUCGUUAGCCAAAGGGCUACUGGCAUGUUGGAUGAUGGCAUGCUAUCGAAGGCAGCGGCGAAAUAUACUAGGGAACUAGUGAUGAAACAAGCUGAUGUGGAGGAGCUAAAACACGAAGAUGCACCAAUUAACGUGACAUCUGCUCUAGAGGAGGCAGAAAAUAACGACACAGAGUCACAAGCACCUAGCAAUAAACUUGAACUCACAAUCGAAGCACAAAAAUAUACCACCGCUGACACAGAAAUCACUGAAGAUGCCGCCAAAAAAGAAAUGGAAAUCACACCAACUGAGGAAGCACCAAAAAAUAACACACAAAUCACACCAACUGAGGAGGCAGCAAAAGAUGACACACAAGUCACACCAACUGAGGAGGCAGCAAAAGAUGACACAAAAAUCACACCGACUGAGGAUGCAGCCAAUGGCAAAACAGAAACCACCGAGGAGGCAGCAAGAAAUGUAACUGACUCUACAGUGAAUAAUGCACCAAAAGUCGAAGAAAUGGAUGUUGAUAUGAUGGAGGAGGCAACAAAAGAUGAGCCUGUUUGUGAAAACAUUGCACCAAAAGAAGAUUAUAUGGAGGCAUCAAAAGACGAAACUAAAGCCAUAACAAUGACUGAGGAGGCAACAAAAGAUGAAACUGAAAUCACAGCGACUGAAGAGGCAACAAAAGAUGAAACUGAAGCCACAGCGGUUGAGGAGGCUACAAAAGACGAAACUGAAGCCACAGCGACUGAGGAGGCAACAAACGACGAAACUGAAGCCAUAAUGACAGAUUCUGAAACUACAGCGACUGAGGAGGCUACAAAAGGCGAAACUGAAGCCACAGUGACUGAGGAGGCUACAAAGGACGAAACUGAAGUCACAGCUACUGAGGAGGCAACAAAAGACGAAACUGAAGCCAUAAUGACAUCUACGGUGACAGAACAAUCUGAAACCACAGUGACUGAGGAAGCAGCAAAGGAGGAAAGUGAGGCUGUCCCAAUGGAAACGUCUCAGAUGGAUAUGGAGUUUUCGGUACAUGUCGAGGAAGAUGAUUUCAGUGAGUUCCCUAAUGACAGCAACUCUGUAGCAAAGAAGAAGUCACAUGACCAAACUAGAAGAGCACAGAAUAAAGUAUCACAUGACCAGGCGAUAAAAGGGAAGAGGAGCAGACAAGGCAGCAGAUCAGAUUCUGACUCGUCCACUGUCAAGAAACGUCGUAUUUCAACAAGCACUCCCUCAGCUGCGACCACGCCCAUUGACCGUAAGAGGAAGUGGGGCUCUGGACGGCAACGCAGCAGCAGUGGGUCAACCCCUGCAAUCAAUUCUGAUCUCAUUCAGGACAUGAUACCAGCUGAAGUUAGCCAGCUAGUGGAACUGGGUCAGUUGGAUUAUGACGAGACGGAGGUUGUUGAGAGUGUGGAGGAAGCUUGCCCUGACACGAAGGAGAAAGAAGAAGAGCAACGUAGAGAGGAGCAACGUGCUCUCAAAGAGAUGGAGACUAGACAACGAAUAGAAACUCGUCUCAAAGCCAAGAGAGAGGCAGAGCUUGCUGCCAAGCAACAGCAGCGUAGACGUACCCCACCUCCUUCUAAACAGGCCCCUAGUCGUAUCCUUCAUGUGGAGGGUCUCACUCGACCGUUCACCAAGGAGGAGUUGAGAGAGCUACUGAGCCAGGACGGGACACUGCUGCAAGAGGCCUUCUGGAUAGACAAGAUACGCUCACACUGCAUUGCUGUGUAUGACACCAAGGACAUUGCCAUGGCAACUAGGGAGCGUGUCCACGGGAUUAAAUGGCCGACUACUAGCCCCAAGUACCUGUGUGCUGACUUCUUGUCCCCUGGAGAGGUGGGGGGAAUCACUGGAGGACAGCUGCUCAUUCAGGAAGAAACUAACUCAGAGCAAGAGGGCAAGAUUGCUGCUGUGGGGUUGUCAUCACCCCCUGCUGUAGACCCACCUGUUGUUAUGGAUACAGUAGAGAAUGCCCCCUCGGUUAAACCAACUCUGCUGUUGGAUGAGCUGUUCAAGAAGACCAAAGCUUCUCCCUCCAUCUACUGGCUGCCUCUCACUGAGUUACAGGUGGCUGAGCGUGUGGCCGCUGAGGAGGAGAGGGAACGGGAGAGGGAGGCCCGUCGGGCUACAUGGAUGGCCCAACGCAAGCAAGAGGAACAACAGAGGGUCACAGGUCGUGGACAGAGGGAGAAACGAAAUAGACAUUCUCGUAGUCGUAGUAGGGACAGACGUCGACGGUAGCCAUAGCAACCAAUCAGUAUACAAUUUUUGUGUACCUCUUCCCCUCUUUUAUAAAUAUCGUCUAUUUAACUGAAAUAUUCAAAAAAAAUAUUGAAGUGAUAGAAAUUUUACCUAGAAAUUGA
Messenger RNA from Halichondria panicea, 3304 nucleotides. Its product is annotated as apoptotic chromatin condensation inducer in the nucleus-like. Gene Ontology annotation, molecular function: RNA binding. Gene Ontology annotation, cellular component: precatalytic spliceosome; ASAP complex. The transcript has 10 exons. The coding region runs from base 39 to 3182 and encodes 1047 amino acids. The record is from RefSeq and is a predicted model, not a curated record. NCBI's taxonomy places the organism in Eukaryota, Metazoa, Porifera, Demospongiae, Suberitida, Halichondriidae. Gene Ontology annotation, biological process: RNA splicing.